This is a messenger RNA of Chanos chanos (milkfish), 2760 nucleotides long. RefSeq names its product neurofilament light polypeptide. The transcript is spliced from 4 exons. The coding region runs from base 1 to 2760 and encodes 919 amino acids. Gene Ontology annotation, molecular function: structural constituent of cytoskeleton. Gene Ontology annotation, cellular component: axon; cytoplasm; postsynaptic intermediate filament cytoskeleton. The record is from RefSeq and is a predicted model, not a curated record. NCBI's taxonomy places the organism in Eukaryota, Metazoa, Chordata, Actinopteri, Gonorynchiformes, Chanidae. Gene Ontology annotation, biological process: neurofilament bundle assembly.
AUGGAGCGACUACUAAAUUCUCCUGGAAGGAGAAAGGACUUCGAUCAUCGGUAUCAGACGACACGUCCUUCAUUGCAACAGUUCUCCAAGACCAGCGUUAGCUUCAUGCACGCUACGCCACUAAAGAGAGGCAAUGGAUCCUACAGCGGAGAAUUCGGAUCAGAAUGGAAAAAAGUCGAUGUCUUAGAUUUAACAAGCCAGUUUGCUGUGGGAUUGCCAUUGAGGAAAAUGAAUGAGAAAGAAUUGCUUCAAGGGCUUAAUGACCGUUUUGCAGGAUUUAUCGAGAAAGUCCAUCACUUAGAAAACCAAAAUAAAAUGUUAGAGAAAGAAAUUGAGGACAUUAGACAGAAGACGAAAUCAUCUUCAUCUCUGUCCCAGGAAUACGAACCAGAGCUGAACGAUUUGAGGACACAAAUUCACGAGAUGUCCCUGCAAAAACAUCAAAUCGAAAUAGAUAUUCAGAAUCUAGAGGACGAGUUCAAUGCUUUGAGAGAGAAAUACGAACAAGAGGUGAGCGGCAGGUCAGAGGCAGAAGGCCACAUUGUGGUGCUGAAAAAAUAUAUCAAUGACGCAUAUCUAGCUAAACAAGAAAUGGACAGAAAAACAAAAUCUCUGGCUGACGAAAUCAAGUUCCUAAAGAAAAACCACGAGGUUGAAGUGGCGGAGAUAAUUGCUCAGAUCCAGGAGUCUCAGGUAACAGCACAAAAGAGUGAUUUUGGUCGAGGAGAUAUUACCGCAGCGCUGAGAGACAUCCGGACCCAGCUUGAAGGUCACUGCCUGUCUGACACCCAAUACGCAGAGGAGCACUUUCAUGCCCAAGUCGCCAAACUCACGAAAGCUGCUGAGGUCAACAGAGAGGUGCUCAUGGCCACCAAAGCGGAAAUCUGCGAGCAUCGGCGGCAGCUGCAGUCUAGGAGUAUUGAGCUCGAGUCCGUGAAAGGCGCGAGAGAAGCACUGGAAAGGCAACUGCACGACCUGGAGCAACGUCACAUCGCAGAGGUCCAUCAUUAUCAGGAUGCUAUCAGAGAGUUAGAACAAGAACUCAGAAAUACUAAAUAUGACAUGGGUGGCCAUUUGCGGGAAUACCAGGAUCUUCUAAAUGUGAAAAUUGCCCUGGAUGCUGAAAUUUACUCAUACAGAAAACUUCUGGAGGGUGAAGAAUCAAGGUUUUCUACCAUUCCUGAAAGUCCAGCCCCAGCGUCAUACAUUUACAGACAGUCCCCUAUCUAUACCCUCCCAUGUGUCAACAGACAGGGUGGAGCAGCUCGUAAAACAGAACCCCAGUAUAAGUUUGUUGAGGAGAUCAUUACUGAGACCACUCGGGAAGAUGUGGAGAUAUCUGACACAGGUUCAGAUGAGACUGCUGUAGGGGGAGAGCAACUCGAGACUGAAAAGAAGGGCAGUGAAGAGGAGGAGGAGAAAGAUGAGACAGAUAAGACAGCAGAGGUUGCUGAGAAGAAAGAUGAUAUCCAAACAUCAGAGGAACCACAGACCAAAAGGCCAAAAUCCCCAGAAAAGGUAGAUCGUAAAGAACAGAGCAGUGAGAAAGAACAUGAAAGCCUUAAACAAGAACCUGCUGACAAAACUGAUGCACUUAAAGAAGAAGAUUCUGGAACACAGAAAAAACAAAUCCAGAUAACCUCAGAAGAUCUCCCCACUGUGACAUCACAGCCUGGACCCCUAAGCAAGGACAACCUCUCCACUGAAACUGUGGAGAAAGAAGCGAGUCCAAUAAAAAAGAGUGAAACAGAGAAAGAGAAAAAGCCCUCAGCAGUGGAGGAGAGGGUCGAACAAAAAUUGGUGACUGAAUCCAGAGAUAAUGCCACACAGGGUGCCGGUGCAAAAGUGAAAUCAACAGAGAAAGACAAGUCAGAGCCAAGCGGAAAGGGUGAGAAGAAAAAAACAGAGGAUAAAGUGACUACUUCUGGACCAGAAACCAAACUCGCAGAAAAGUCUAAAGAUUCUCCAACUGCAGGAACUGCUGAUAAAGAAAAGAAAUAUGCAGAAGUGGACACUCCUACUGCAAAACCCAAAACAGAACACCAGACUCCUGUGGGAGAUACUCAGAGAGAGGAUGGCAGCGCAAAACCACAGGAAAGCAGCAUUGCAGAGAGUACAAAGCCGGAUCAGAAAACAGCAGUCGACACCAAGGGACAGAAGACUGUAGAUGCCUCGACCGUAGAAGCAAUUAAAGAGCCCAAAGAAUCCUCAAAGCUUGAUUCACUGGAUACCUCAAAAGCAGACAGGGAAAAGGCUAGCAAGGAAGACAGUGUAGAGAAAGGCAGAGGGGAAACUAUGACAUCUAAGGAGGCUGAGAGCCCAACAGAGAAAAUGCUGCAAGAGGAAUCAUCAAAAGGUGCAGAGAAGGAAGCUAAAUUUGAGACGGUAGAGAAAACAGUGUCCAAAGCACCAGAAAAGACAGAGAAAUCUAAAGAGGAGGCACCAAAAGCGGACAUAUCAAAAACUACAAGUCCAGAGCAAGGAAGGGCAACUUCUAAAGACAAGAGAGAUGAGCAGAAUGGUGAGUCUGUCUCAAAGCCAUCAGAAGAGAGAAAGUCAAGUAUGGAGUCAAAAGAGACAGGAAGCACAGGGAAGGAUCAGAAAGAUGGGGAGAGCAAGAGAGAAAAGGAAGAACAGAGCGUGGUUGAAAAUGGACUUGCACCAAAGGAGGAACAAGAUGCUAACAAAAUCAAGGGUUCCCAGGAAAAGCAGCCUGACUCAGUUUCUAAGAAGUCAGCCGAGGCCAAAGGUGCCAUUUAA